This is a messenger RNA of Coniophora puteana RWD-64-598 SS2, 3643 nucleotides long. Its product is annotated as multidrug resistance protein 4. The transcript has 23 exons. The record is from RefSeq and is a predicted model, not a curated record. Gene Ontology annotation, biological process: transmembrane transport. Bases 20 to 1570 code for a protein of 516 amino acids. NCBI's taxonomy places the organism in Eukaryota, Fungi, Basidiomycota, Agaricomycetes, Boletales, Coniophoraceae. Gene Ontology annotation, cellular component: membrane. Gene Ontology annotation, molecular function: transmembrane transporter activity.
UGCGUUGACCAUCAUCCAGAUGUCCGCUCAUGAGGCAAACGAAGUGGCAUCGGCUGCGACUUCCACCACUCACGUCUCCGGUGAGCAGUCGACUGUUCAAGCCGCACCCGUGUCCCAGGGCACUUGUGGGGAGGGUGAAUCUGCAAUUCCGGCCGACAAGGUCGAGGAAAAGAUAGAAGCCCGGGAGGAGGAUUGGGAACAUGAUCCCAUCAACCCUCGUAACUGGUCCUUUUCGAAAAAAUGGAUCGCUGUGUCUAUCGUGUCUGCUUAUACCUUUGUGUCCCCGCUGUCCAGUUCAAUGAUGGCGCCCGGCCUGCCCGACCUUGCCGAAAAAUACAAUGUCACCAAUCCCACUAUCAUCGCUAUGUACCUUAGCAUCUUCCUGCUAUCUUUUGCACUUGGUCCAUUGUUCCUCGCACCACUGUCGGAAAUGUACGGCCGAAAAUGGGUCCUCCAUGGUGGAAACAUCGGCCUUCUUGGAUUCAAUAUUGGCUGUGCUCUGGCCCCGACCUCCAAUGCUUUCAUUGCCUUCCGAUUUUUGAGUGGGUUUGCUGGGAGUGCCCCUAUUGCGUGUGGUGGAGGCGUCAUCAGCGAUCUAUUUUCCGAAAAGGACCGCGCUUCUGCAAUGGCUAUUUACAGUUUGGGACCGCUCAUAGGUCCCGCUGUGGGUCCGAUCAUGGGAGGGUUCAUAUCCAUGACCAUCGGAGUGCAAUAUGUAUUCUAUGUUAUAGUCGCGUUUUGUGGCUUAGCUACGGUUCUUGCCAUACCUCUCAGGGAGACUUAUGCUCCUAUCAUCCGCCUUCAACGAGACAAUCAGAUUGGCAGAGACCUUGAGCGGGCUGCUGCCGCUCAUCCUCACCUCUCAGCCAAUCAUGAAGGCAACAAAUGGCAAUAUCUCUGGGCUAAUUUGACCAGGCCGGCCAUCCUCCUGACGCGUAGCUUCGUGUGUUUCAUCCUGAGUUUGUAUAUGGCUCUGAUGUACGGAAUAUACUAUCUCAUGUUUGCGACAUUCCCAGACCUCUUCAGCGGAGAGUACCACUUCAACACGGGCGUUAGCGGUUUGGCUUACAUCGGUCUGGGUUUGGGUUUCCUCCUUGCUACUCUUUUCGGAGCCCAUAUUUCCGACAAGAUUUAUCUCAACUUGUGUAACAGAAAUGGAGGUAAAGGCAAACCAGAGAUGCGGAUUCCCUCUUUGAUUAUCGGGUCCUUCUUCGUGCCCAUUGGCCUCUUCUGGUACGGUUGGUCUGCACAGGCCAGGAUACACUGGAUCAUGCCUAUCAUCGGUACUGGGAUCUUUGGAUUUGGCCUGAUGACUACCUACUUGCCCAUCAUGCUGUACCUCGUUGACACAUUCGCUUUCGCCGCGAGCGCCUUGGCCGCCGCAUCUGUUUUCCGGUCCUUGCUCGGGUUUGCUUUCCCGCUCUUCGGACAACAGAUGUACGCCGCCCUGGGCUAUGGAGGUGGUAAUUCGCUCCUUGCUGGACUCGCCAUCGUAUUAGGCAUUCCGUUCCCAAUUUGGAUAUACUAUUACGGAGAGCGUAUCCGUGCUCGAAGCUCGCUGGCACGCUGACCUCUAACGCAGUCGAGAAGUAUACAGACUGGUCACCGGGCUAGCUGAAAACAUGGCGGGAACUCUCCAUGGAUUGGGCAGCCAUCCAUCACUCAGCAUGAGGGACAUAUUUUUACAUUUACCUUACGAGAUAUACGUUGGCAUUUAUUUGGGAUGUUGUGGUUCUUUACGCGAGCUGAUCCUCACUAGUAGUAGGGGCGUAAUACAUGUACACAUGGAGCUUCAUAGAUACGAUAUAGAAGGCCUCACGUACGAAUGCAUUUUACUAUUGGACUGAUGUGUAUGCAUAAUUGAGAAUGAUACCAAGAAAGGCGCAAAAUAUCACCGAGAUAGACCAGCACUCCGCGACUUGGUUUGAGAGCUGCCAAACCCAUUCACCCCACCGACAUCUCCAAUGCGACGCUCAACUUCGGUUACCUUACCCUCCACCUCCCUGACAGCGCCAUCGAUCCACUGUAAGCUGUCCAGGUGGUUGCUGAGAAUUUGGGAUAUUUGUGUCAUGGGGUCAUCAGGUGAAGAUUGUGAGCUCGACAGCCCAUUGGCAGGCCCAGAGCCGAUUGAAAGGGCAUUCACGGAAUCAAUCAUUUGCGUGAGCGAACUCGAAAGGUCAUCCAAGUGGCCGUGGAGCUCAGUCGCCAACAUGAAAUUUUUGUCUCUCUCUGUAUCUGCGGGGCCUGUAUCCAGAGCACGCAAGCUACCCCCUUGUCCACCCAGUAUCUCGUGAAUGGACCCCUCGUAUGCACCAAGAGUAGCCAAAAGAUCUUUUUGUUGUAGCUCCACAUGAUCGAGAGACUGUUCGAUAUCGUUUUGCUCCCGCUCCACAUUAAGUACAUGAUUGUACAGUGUGGCAAGAUUGUUUCCAUUUUCCAUUAGAGCACGAUCCCAUACAGCAACUUCGCCAGCGAACUUGUUAAACUCCUUGACAUGGUUGUCCAGAUCCGUGGACCAUUUAUUGACGAUCUCUUCAACAGAUUUGCCUCUCAAGACGGAAGGUGGAGGCACCACUAUUGCUGAUUUAUUGCCAUCCUUUGAGGUUGAUGUAGCUGUGGUCGCGCCUGCAGCCGGCUGCGUUCCUGCGGCAGGGGGUUUGAAGCCCAGCAAAGUUGUGGACGAAGCAUCGGGUUUUGCCGUGUCCUUGGUCCCGAAUAAGCUGGGAGCAGCAGAAGUAUUGCUCGAGUCUUUGGACCCCAGUAAGGUUGAGCUCGUGUUUGAAGAUGAGUCCUUUGCGCCAAACAGGCUGGGGGUGGUGGUUGAACCUGCAUCUUUCGUUCCAAACAAACCGGGAGUGGCGCUGGAUGUACCAUCGGUUUUGUUUGCGGCGCUCGCCCCGCCGAAGAGGUUCCCCAUUGAUGUUCCACUUUUUGAAGCAUCCUUAUUGCCACCCAGCGAAAAUCCUGUCGACGCAGAAGCGUCCUUAUUUGCCCCUAGCGAGAACGUCGUCCCAGUAGAACCGGCCGCGGGUGCUGGUGUCGAUGUUUGUGGGGUUCCACCCGGCUGUGGUGUUUCGGACUUCUUGCCAAAGAUGGUGGCGCCCCCAAAGAGACCUCCGCCAGAUGCAGGGGUGGUAGUUCCUGACGCAGCGCCUUCGGCCGGUUUUGAGAAGCCACCAAACAAGCUAGUACUUGGGGCUGCCGUCGCACUCGGUAUUGAAGAUGUUGGCGCGCCAAGUGCACUGGUCUUAGCAGCAUUCGAGUCAGUGGGUUUUGAAAGCCCGAAUAGACCAGACGACGGUGCUGCUGGUGUCGUCGUAGCAGGCGUAGAGAAUGCACCACCUGAGGCAGGCUGACCGAACAGACCAGGGGAAGGAUUGGACGUAGUUGAGCUAGCCGUCCCAGCAGAGUUUGAAGCAGCAGGGGUGCUGGUCGUGUUUCCAAAGAGAUUCGUUCCGCCGGAGCUAGGAGCACCGAAGCUAAAUCCCGUGCCAGUACCACUUGUGCCAGUUCCAGCUCCACUGCUACUGGUAGUGCCUGAACCGCCUGGUGUCCCAAAGGCGGGCUUGUUCGUCCCACCAAAGCCUGCAAAGGCGUUUGACCCAGGGGCAGAGGAGGUGUUAAAGUUGAAUCCGUUCAUGGU